CGCCAAUAAACACCAAAGAAGAAGAAGAAGAACUAACUGCACACAUUUCCGGUGUGUACCAAAGAUUAGUGCGACGCUCAUUCCUCAUCUCUGCUCUUCAAACAUGACAACAAUAAGGUGAUUUAUUUAUUUAAAAAGAUGGCUACUCGUAACCAUAUAUGUUAAGAGCAGUUAAUUGUGACGCUAGGACUAAAUUCAGGCUCCAAACGGUAGCGUUGCUUAGAUAUAAUAAGCUACAUGUUACCCAGACUGUGGAGAGCAGCUCUGGAGCUGAUUAACUGACAGAGGGAAUAGCUUCUGAAAACAAAAGAUGUCGUGGUUCAAUCAUGUCAGUCAGCAGCAGCAGCAGCAGCAGCCGACUGACAGACACCCAGACAUGCUGUGUAGCACCCACAACUCCUCCAGGCUCACAGGUCCGACAGAGGGGUCUCCAACCAUGGUGGCAACAACACCACAGCACAUCUGGACCACUGGCUGCUCCACUCCCAGCCAGGAGGACUUUCCAUCAGCUCCAGUAGUAGUCAGCCCUCCCAGCCUGGAGAACCUGUCCUGUGCUUCUCCUGGUGCAGGUAGCAGGGUGAUGAUGAGAGAGCCGGAGCCCAUCUCCUAUGUGAGCCUCCAGGAGCAGAGGUGCGUCCUGAGCUGGUUCCAGGGCUGGAACAACUCUCAGAGGGAACGGUUCCUGCAGGACCUGCUGGGGAAAGCUGUGCCUGGGAAAGUGUGCACCCUCCUAGAUUCACUCAGUACUCUUCAGGUUAAAGACGGACUACCAAACAUCUAUGAGUGCCAGCUGCGCCUGUGGAGCCAGUGGUUUGAGUCUUGGGGUGAAGAGGAGAGGAAUCAUUUCCUGCACAUACUGGAAGAGAGGGAUCCAGUUUUUGUUGCCCACUUUUACAGGAGCGUAGCCAGUACAGCAGGAAGAGACUAACUAAUGUUUGCAUCGUGAUGGAAAAGCGACAAAAUGUGUUAAAGAGGUGACAUGUGUUGGGAAAUGUUGGUAACACUUCAUUUUUACAGGUCUGCAAAUUUCAUGGUAAUUAGGUGAUGAUUAGCAAGUAAAGUAUUUGAAAUUUCUUUUGAAUUACUGCCAAAUUACCCCAAUAUUUACCUCAAAAUUUAUCAGAAAUUACUUGACUG
This is a messenger RNA of Sebastes umbrosus (honeycomb rockfish), 1137 nucleotides long. It is a transcript of the gene c12h14orf119, whose product is annotated as chromosome 12 C14orf119 homolog. NCBI's taxonomy places the organism in Eukaryota, Metazoa, Chordata, Actinopteri, Perciformes, Sebastidae. Bases 311 to 928 code for a protein of 205 amino acids. The transcript is spliced from 2 exons. The record is from RefSeq and is a predicted model, not a curated record.